AUGGAACCCUCUGCGUACCGUGCACGCGCCGCGGAGCAGGGGGAGUACGGCAUCUCGUGGAGUGCGGCCCGAGCCUACACUCACGGCGACCCGGCGGCAGCCGGCUGGGAUUUCGCACCUGGUCCUCACGGCUGGGCAUUUGGCUACGGCGGACACUACCCCGGCUAUGCGGCUGCUGGAUACGCUUACCCAGGGCCCAUGGCAGUGCCGCCCAUGGCAGUGCCACCUGGCUACACCGCAGUGAUGGCGGCACCGCCCUGGGGCUUUGCGCCUGCGCCUCCUGGCUAUGGCUAUGGCGAGCCGCCGCCAGGUUCGCCCGCAGCCAGCCUGCUCAGCAGCAGCAGCGGCGGCUGCAGCAGGGCGAGCGCAGGAAGCACGAGCAGCAGCGGCAAAGCCGGUGGCAGCACCGGGGCUUCCAGCAGCUCGGCAGCGAGCGGUGGCAGUGGCAGCGGCAGCGCCAACUCGGGAAGGCAGACGGCGGGAGGCUCGCUCUCCUCUGCAGCGGCCUCGCUGCCAGCCCCGGCCGGCGAGGGCGGCAGCAGCAGCACCGAAGCCGACUUUGAGCCCCGCACGCCAGACGCAACAGCAGACGCUCCAAACGAACACCCGGCAGCCCGGGCAGACCAGGCAGCAGCGGCUGCAGCUGGGGCAGCGCAGGUGGCAGCAGUGGCACACCGCCUGCAAGAGGCAGCUGUGCUCAAUGACGACAGCCCCACAGCCGCAGCGGCAGGACAGAGCCAAGCUGCUGCAGAGGCGGCUGCUCCCGCAGAUUUGGGCAAUCAGGCUGCUGCUGCUCCUGCUGAUGCCGCAGAAGAGCUGGCAGCACCAGUGCCUGCUGAGCCAGCCAGCUCGGCGGCGGAUGAGGGUGUGGCACAGGCGCAGCCCGCAGCAGCAGCGGCAGAGCAGCCCAGCCAUGCCCAAGCGGAGGAGCAGCCCAGCGGCGGCCAAGCCGCGGCCGCGGAUGCAGAGGAGCCUGCCUCGGCGCCGGCGCCAGCGCCCCCCGCUGCUGCGCCCCCACCACCCCCGGCGGAGUGCUGCAUCUGCCUGGACGCGCCUCCCGCGGCUGUGGGGGUGCCGUGUGGCCACGUCAGCCUGUGCGUGCCGUGCUCUGUGGCCUACCUGAAGGCCCACAAGGAGUGCCCCGCAUGUGCCGGCACGCUGGAGGGUCUCUUUGCCCGCGGGCGCGGCCUGCUGCAGCCCAGCGCGUGGGGCAGGCGGUAG
Molecule: messenger RNA, 1221 nt
Organism: Chlorella variabilis
Lineage: Eukaryota; Viridiplantae; Chlorophyta; Trebouxiophyceae; Chlorellales; Chlorellaceae
Exons: 3
Coding region: 1-1221 (406 amino acids)
Source: RefSeq, a predicted model, not a curated record